Hemiscyllium ocellatum (epaulette shark) is the source of this 8165-nucleotide messenger RNA. RefSeq names its product leucine-zipper-like transcriptional regulator 1 (gene klhdc3l). The record is from RefSeq and is a predicted model, not a curated record. Gene Ontology annotation, molecular function: protein binding. NCBI's taxonomy places the organism in Eukaryota, Metazoa, Chordata, Chondrichthyes, Orectolobiformes, Hemiscylliidae. Gene Ontology annotation, cellular component: Golgi apparatus. The transcript is spliced from 9 exons. Bases 484 to 1935 code for a protein of 483 amino acids.
CUGAACAGGACAGUUGUUAUUUUUUUCACGUUGCAUUUGCCGUGGAUAAACUUUGGCGUUCUCUGUGCGAUGUCUGAAGUGAUCAGAUAGUUCAUGGGAUGGUCGCUGAAGUAAAUGGAAUGUUGACCCAGAUUGAGGGACAAAUGGAUACUUUGUGAAUUGUAACAACUUUGUGACCAGCAGCGGUCUCUAGCUUUUCUGGUAAACAUAUAAUCUGGAUUACCAGUUCAGUGGCAAAGAAAUGGUUCUCGUUGCUGACCACUGUGCAUAGAGAUCUGGUGAUCUCUCUGGUGUGAACGUUCCCUUUCUCAUCUGCAAUGUCAAGGUGAUCUCCAGGUGUCUUAAUGUCAACAAACAAGAACAUUCUGUGACAUUUUUCCAGAUGGUGUCAUCUGGCAUGUGAGUCCUGUAUUUUGUGGGAAAACAUCAUGGUUCCUCAUCUGCUAUCUAUUUGGGUAAUAACCUGGUGGUGACAGGAGCGUUAUGCAAAAGGGAAUUGGCCAACCUGUGUGGAGGCAGCUCUCCCAGUCCAAAGCAGCACCACUGGAACGAUACAAGCAUGGCUGUUGCAUCUACGAGGGAUACAUGUAUCUUUAUGGUGGUCGGAGGCAAACUGGGAUGAGAGAUUUUUGGAGGUACAACAUUGCUCAGAAUGACUGGGAGGAGUUGGACAGGGCAGCUGGAACUGCACCAGAAGAGUUGGAGGAGCCCUCGUUGGUAGCCCAUGAAGGAAUGAUCUAUGUGUUUGGUGGAAUGAUGGACUCUGCAUAUACCCAAGGGAGAACACCUCUCUGGAUCUACAAUAUUGAUGGUGAGAGAUGGACUUGGUGGCACCAGACAUUUUCAAGUGAAGUCAUGAAACAAGUGCCCAAAAAUAGGAAGGGCCACACUGCUGUGGUGUUUGAGGCUCAAAUGUAUGUAUAUGGCGGUUAUGUUGAUAUAAAGGGGCCCUCACAGGAGUUCUGGAGCUUCAGCUUUGUUGCCAAAGAUUGGUGCCCGGUGUUUACUCCUUGUGGGGACGUAGGUCCGGGACCUCGGUACAGUCACUCUGCAGCUGUCUACAAGAGAGGAAUGUACUUGUUUGGUGGACUGGUUGGCCUUGUCGAACAGAAUGACUUUUGGAAGUGGGACUUCAGCAGUUGCAUAUGGUCCAGGAUCAGAGCACGGUCUGGACCUCACCAGUUAGUGGGUCAUUCAGCUGUCGUAUACCAGGACAACAUGUUAAUCUUUGGUGGAGGAAGGAACCACAACAGCUCGGACAACAGCCUGUGGAAAUUCCAGUUGAAAACACAGACCUGGGAGAGAUUAAACCCAGCAACAGACACAAGCCCGCCUUCAAAAAUCUAUCAUUGUACAGUCGGAGUUGGUCCUAGCUUUCAGGAGAAACCUGUUGAUGAAAUCUCCUGCACAGCAUCGACCCCAAGCUUCAUCCGCCCGGAUAGUAGCAUCAGCUUGCACAAUGCAUACAAUGGGGAGCGCCUGGCUGCCCUAAAAGGAGCCUGCUGCUUGAAUUUUUCCACACAGGCACCCAGUUACUGCAGCCCAACACCAGUCAAGGUCAGGGGAAAAAACAUUUAUUCGAACAUAGAGAUGAAAACAUUUAGUAUGCGGUCUUCUGAAAGCAGUGAAAACCUUCUGAGUCUGGCUGCACCCGAACCUACUGAUCCUGAGGGUGAGUGGUGUUCAAAUAAUGGGCCCUGCUUUCCAAUUCAGCCGAAGGAGCUGCCUCCUACAGAUGGCAGUACCCUGGAGUAUCGCGAAGACAGUGCUCUGGGAGAAUCCGGGACACCUUGCCUUGACCAAGGUGAUGUAACACUCCAUCCGAGCAAAAGCCUCCCAGAAGUCCUCUUGAUUGUAGGUGGAAAGCCAUUAUCUGAGAAUGGCUGCAUUUCAUUAUGGCAGAUGAAGCUUUGUGAAAUGUUUUUAAAGUGCUAGUUCUUUUAAAAAAAAACUUGCAAGUUACCCUAUUAUUGUUUUCAUCAACAGAUUAAUUAACGUUUUUGUUUCAGGGCACACUUAGUCAUCGAGAGGUGUAACAUUGAGAGCUUUAUUUGUACGUUUUUGCCAUUGUGGUGAUUUAGUAAUUCAGAACAAACAUUUUCUAAAGAGUUGUUAUAUUUUUAUAGAUUUUAUAUAGAAUUUGACUCUUAUAAGCUAGAAUGUGCAAACUGACAAAUUUGCGCAUUUUUUAUCAAACUUUGUAUGUAUCAGAACAAUUCCUGAUAUGAAUCUGACAAAUAUGCAGAAUGUGUUUGUAGAUUUUGACAUGCCACAGUGUGGAAGGUGCGCCCAUUAAAUACUCACAAUGGUCUUCCAUUUAUACUGAGCACCGAUGGUUAGAAUUGGGAAUUCCUGUAUGUUUGCAUAAAACACCUGACUGAUGUUGAAGCUGUGAUUAAGAUUAUUUUAGUGGAAUUGCGCAAGCUGUGGUCAAUUUAAAAUAAAAGGUUUGCCAAGAAGUCUUGCUUGUAAAAUAUGGCAAGGUUCUUUGGCAUUCUAAGUAACACUGCACAGAGCCAGAGUGGCUAUGGAGGGACAUCGUGGUUAGGAGCAGGCUUUCUACUUCUUGGCAAUUGUUCCAUCUGCUAUUCUUAAUGCCAGGAUUUUUGCUGGGCUGGUGAAUAAUAGAUUUCACUUUCUGUUUCCUCCCUCUUCAUUUUCUGACUUCCACUUCCAGAUGUCAACUGCUUUGCUUCGAGCCCGGCAUUCUUCCAAAGCAAUGUCUUGCAUUACCAUUUAUCUUGUCCAUCUGCACAAGAAGAUUCUACACUUGGUACAGAUGCUUAAUUUCAGGUGCUUUGCUCCCCUUGGUAGUGAGAAGCCACCGAGUGUUCCUAAUUUUGAUUUACUGUUCUGUCGUUGGAUGAUCUCAAGCAGGCAAAGCCAUAAUUUGUUGCUCAUUCCUAAUUGUCAUGGAGAACAUAGCAGAGAGCCAUUGUCUUAAACCAGGUGCAGACCACAACCACAGCGCAAUUAGGGAAAAGUCCUAUUACCAAGUCCUACUGUGCAACAUUCAUCUAACUCUUCAAUCUCCAAAGAAAAUACUCAUUCACCCAGCCUAAAUGCUGUGGUAACUGAGGCUGCUAAGCUAGGACGAGUACACUGUCCUUCUAGCAAGAUGAAAUAAAACAAAACCUGAGUUAUAGUGGAAGCUACUUCAGAAGGUGCAACAGAGAUUUGGUUAUCCCACUGCUUCCUCAGAGGAGCUUCAAUGAUGAGAGAAAAUAUAGAGCAAAAUUCAAAAUGUAAAAGCAGACAGUGCUGAAAAUGCAGGCAGCGUUUGAAAGGAGAAAGGAGGUUAACUUUUUUUUUAAACAAGAUCCUUUGCCUGAGUUCUGGUAAAUACUGGUAGUUGAAUGUUCAAAACCAGCUUGUAAACAUCAAGGUAGGGACUUUUAAUGGUCUUGGGUGGCUGACGUGGAUGCUUGAUUUGGGCUCAAGGACCACCUCGCAAUAAGAUAAAGUAACAAACGACAUCACUAAAGAAUUCAUAUUAAUUUAGCUAACAUUUGUUUAUUUUAAAAUGUUACAAGCUAUAUAUGUGUACAUAUAUUUAUUUAUUUCACUCCAUAAUUAUCCAAUAUAUAACCAUUUUAGGUGUAUUAUUUCAUCUUCUAAUCUUCAUUCACAUUUAUACACUUAAAAUCAUUAACAUCAUCACGAUUAUUCUUUGGGCCUUGAAAUUUUUGUGCCGUAAUUGCUGAAAAGCUAGAGUCGGUUUUUACGUGAGGUCCAUGAAAAGUGAUGGGUUUCAAGCCUUAAGUCAAGAAGUUGAUGUUUACAUGAUUAUUUACAGUAAUAUGGAUCAUCAGAAGUUUGGUUGUUUUGUUGUUGCCCAUGAUAAUACUUGUACCGUUAAAAGCAGAUAAAAAACGUGUAGCAAUGAGUUAAACAGUUGAUGCAUUUUAACUCGUACUGGAAAAACUUGCAUACUGCAGACUGCUUUCUGUAAUUAUUUUUAAAACCAUUGUGCCAGUGUACUAAGUGUAUUAGUUUUUGUUGUUGAAACCUUUAAAGGUGUCAUUGAACGUGGUGUAAUUCGCUGUUAAGCCGCAGUGCUACAACUGUGGUUAGUGUCUUUGGGAACUGGGCCUCCCCACUGAUGGAGAGUCAAGAUGAAAUGGUGAUCACAAACAGGGAAAGUAGAGUCAGUAAAAGUAACGAGUUGCUUCACUGAGAACUAUCUUUUAAUCACCAGCUUUAAGAUUGCAGUGGGUUGUUGUGUGUUGAGUGGGUUGAUUGGCAAUGCUGGGUCUCUUAACAAGGAAUGGGGGAAAUCUGAGGAACUUCAAAUAAGUUACAAGAGAUUGUAUCUAUGGGGGAAUAGGGGAAUGUAUCUAUGAUACAGUGAUCAUAAGCGGACUCUGGAAAUUGAUCUAAAGGGGCUGGAGGGUUUUUCUCACUUCCCAUCGUUGUUUAUGUGGAGUGGGAUGGAGCACAAUACCAACCAUUGGAUUUUGAGUUGGCAAGUUGGGACAGUAAUAGACUUGUCACCCACUGCAUUAGAGUGGUUGGGCACGUUUAUGGUGCAACUGGCAAAUUGUUCUCACACCGUUAGAAAUCCCUCAUAAGGCAGAAGCUUAACCAAACAAUCCUGAAGACAAACAGAGCUAAAAUUAUCAUCUUUAACUCAUUGCCUGGAUUUUUUUAAAUGCAUGGUUCAUUUUUAAAAGUAUUAUUUUGAAUGUGGUGUCUAAGCCCCUCUGGAUGUUUUAGAGACAGUAAAAUAGAAAAAAAACUAAAGUGGCAUGGGAGUGGAAGACAACUAGAACCAAACUACAAUUAAUGUGCUGUCCAUUAUAAUUAGGUGUUAAGUCACAUGUGCAUUGUUUAUUUAUGGUCACUUAUUCUUAAAAUCAGUGUUGUUUUCAGUCCCAUCAGAAUCCUGUGACCUAUGAGGGUGCUGUAUGUAUUCAGUACACACAAUGGAGGCAUCUAUUGAUCACCCCCCAGCCCCUGCAAAUGGCUAGGGCACCGUUGUAGCUCCAGUAUCCAGCCAAACUGUAGCAGGUGCUUGAAUGGUGGCCCAGACCUGUCCAAAUGCCUGUCAGCGGGAUUUGGAUCUGCCAUGAUUCUGUAAUGGAUGUGGUAGACGUGGAAAUGCCAGCUGGAAAGGUGCGAGAGGUAGACCAGAUCUCAGUCUUGUAGUUUAUUGUAAAUAACCAAUUGAGUUACAUGCACCAUCACUUUCUGACCUGCCCCACUAUGGGAGGGGCACACCCUCUGCCUCCAGUCUUAUAGCACCAACCAUUUCGACUCCUCUUAGCAACUAAACUUUUUAAUGUUUCUAGUGCCUUUGGCUAAAACCAUUUAAAUUCAAACCAUUAUUGGCCUUUGCACCUUCUUUUUAUAAAAAGUACUUUGGACAUCAUUCACUUAGUAAAUUGUUUCACAACAAAGGAGGGAAGAAAUUUGUUGUAGCCUAAAACCAUCACUAAAUGUUGAGAGUCCUCAUCACACCUAGAAAGUUGGCAUACAUUGAAAUCCUCUAUGCAUGUGUGGUUGGAAAGAGGUGAGAUGGAGAGUGUGCAAAGGUGUUGAUCGGAUCCUAAGAAUGUAGGAUGAGGAGUAGGCCAUUCAGCCCCUGAAGCCUGUUCUGCCAUUUAAUGAGAUCAAGGCUGAUCUGUGACCUAACUCCAUAUACCUGCCUUUGACCCAUAUCCCUUACUCCCUUAACAAAAAUAUGUCUAUCUCAGAUUUAAAUUUAACAGGUGAUCUAGCACCCACUGCCAUUUGUGGAAGAGAAUUCCAAACCUCUACCACCCUUUGUAUGUAGAAGGGCUUCUUAACAUCACUCCUGAAUGGUCUGACCUUAAUUCUCAGACUAUGCCCCCUAGUUCUAGAAUUCCCAACAAAUGGAAAUAGUUUAUCUUUAUCUACCUUGUCUUUUCCUGUUAAUACCUUGAAUACUUUGAUCAGAUUCUCUCAAAAUCCAGCCUAAUUUGUAUAAUCUCUCCUCAAACUUAACCCCUGACAUCCAAGCAUUAUCCUUGUAAAUCUAUGUAUACUCCUUCCAAGAUCAAUAUAUCCUUCCUCAGGUGUGGUGUCCACAUAUGCUCAGAGUAACGACAAACAAUGUGAAAUGAGUAGUGUGCAGUUGGGAUAUGAGUGGAGUUAAUGACACAGAGUUUGUGUUUAACCAGAAUCGGUCACGUGUCAUCUGGGAUACUGCUGUUUAUUAACGAUGUGCCUGAGGUAUUAUCAGGAGUUAGUUAUGUGGAGUCAGAGCUGUUACUGAGAGUAGUGACCCGGUUUAACUGGUAUUAAUUAAUUAGAUUCUGGGUGUUGUUUAUGUGCAGUCACAUAUUACUGAGAAUAGUGACUGAAUGCCGAGGAUAUUAAUGAUAUGGAGUUUGGGUAUUAGAGGUUAGUUACAUGGUGUCAGGAAUAUUACUGACAGUGACUGGGAUUAGAGGAAAUAUGGUGGGUUAGAGACAUAUAGUCUUAAGUAUUACUAAUGAUUGUGAUUAUAAAAUACAAGCUAUCAGAAAUAGAAUUUUAUAUUGCAAAAGUUUAUAUACGGAUUGCAUAUUUAAAAUUUACAUAGAUAACAUUUCUAAUGUUAAAUCCAAUGUAUUUGUCAAUCUCAAGUGCUUGUAAAAGUAGAGAUGGAUGGACUGAAGGUAGUCUCCAGUGUUCUGCCAAGAUAUUAGUUUACAGGCCAGGUGAUGUGAAAAUGACAAAGUUAUUGCACUAUUAACUUUAAAGUCUCAGUGAAUUGAGGUUUCUUUUAUACUUUUUUAGCCUCAUAAGUUCUUCUUGGAAGCAAUUUUCCUAUUUUUAAUCUUACAGUACAUACAGCAGGAUCUAAAUAGUUGGAGUGCAAUAACGGGCUGGUAUGCCAUAUUGCCUUUGUUGAGACUCCUCAGUCUCUUGCCACACUAACCAUAUCCAAUAGAACUCAGGUUAUGCUUUUAGUACAUCAUUCAUUCCGGAGCCUGAGAUUAUUGGCUCUCUGAAAGAGAUAUCAAUUUCAUGUUUUACCUCAUCUUUUCCUUUGAUUAAAUAUAAGUAUAUAUCCGAUUCCUUCCUGAGUUGAAUCUGCGUCCACCAGACCUCAGAAAACUAGCCAAAGUGUCAAACCAGGCACGUGAUCCUGAGCCAGGUGACAGGGGCAAUGAUGUACUGAAUGGGUUGCUGUGUGUAGGAGUUUAGACUGGAUCCACUGCAGUGCAAUUUACUGAUUUAGCUAAUGAGUUGGAAAGGUUGGCUGCAGACUGUUAUCAACGUUACUGUGUGGAAUAAUUGCUGUAAGUCUGGUUGAGAAAAAAAGUCUAUCUUCUUACUGUGUACUACUGCACAAUCCAGCAGUUUGGAUUGUGGAAGUUAUUGCGCAUUUACAUCAUUUGUACAAGGCCCAUGUCAGGUUGGAGGUUUCCUACAAUACGCUGACUGUGCAUUACAGUCUGCUGCUGUCAUUGGGAAUCCUUGAGCUCUGCUUUCAGAAUUCCAUGGUUCGAUAGUCUUUGCAUCUACAUCUGUGGCAUGAACCCAGGAACCACAGUUUCUUUGUUAUGUCACAAAGGGAGGAGAGAGAAUUUGAACGAACAAGCCUGUGUUAGCACAGGAGUGUUUAGAUUGACUAAUAGCAGAAACGCCAGUUUAUAAUCAGUGUUCUAGAAUGAGACUAUUGCACUUUUUAAAAAAAAAUUCAUUCAUGGGAUAUGCACGCCACUAGGCCAGCAUUUAUUAGGCAGCCUUAAGUGUGGUGCAAAUAAAACCAAUAUAAAUUUCUACAGGUUAUUUAUUGUGCACAAUGAUGCUGGUUCACUAAUGUAUCAAAUAUUGCUUACUUAGUGGAAUAAUCCAUUUCUUUCCAUUAGUUUUACACAAAAGGCAGAGGCUAGUUGAUAGUUAAACUUGUCUAACUUAUUUUUGAAAUUUAAGUGAUGCCUCAUGUCAAACAAAAGCUAUAACGUGAGCAUUCAGCUCUGGAAUUAAAACAACGAAAGUGUGUGUGUGUGUGUGUGUGUGUGUGUGUGGUUUUACUUUAGAUAUGUACGAUGCAAAUGUUUACCAAACAAGUCAGAAAACAAAAUAAAUGCAGUGAUAAAAGCAGCUGUUGCUCACACUGAAGCGUUGGAUUUGAAGCUUUACAGUAGAAUGCUGUUUGUUUGUAUUUUACAUCUUUACCCACUUGUGGAAUGUUUAUCAUAAAUAAGCAG